CUUUUCAUCGCCGCCUGUCUUCAUGGCCUUUGCGCCUAUGGGGCCUGAGGCCUCGUUCUUCCAGGUUUUGGACCAACACAGGGCUUCCCUGCUGGCUGCCCUGAGGAGAGGCGACGGGGAGCCUGUGGGUGGGGGGACGCACCUGGCCUCCAGUUCUGAGGUUCUUGCAUCUAUAGAAAAUAUUAUUCAAGACAUAAUCACAAGCUUGGCAAGAAACGAAGCACCUGCAUUCACAGUAGACAAAAGAUCAAGCUGGGAAAAUAUAAAGUUUGAAGAGUCUGUGGGUCUUCACAUGGUACCUCACUGUACCACAAGGAAAAUCAAAAGUGAUUCACCAAAAUCAGUUAAAAAUUUUGCUCUAAUUCUUAAAAUAUUGUCCAUGAUUUAUAAAUUAGUGCAGAGCAACACUUACGCAACUAAAAGAGACAUAUAUUACACCGACAGCCAACUCUUUGGUAACCAGACUGUUGUAGACAACAUUAUCAAUGACAUUUCCUGUAUGUUAAAGAUGCCAAGGAGGUGUCUACAUAUACUAUCUACAUCAAAAGGUUUACUUGCUGGCAAUUUAAGGUAUAUUGAGGAAGAUGGCACCAAAGUGAAUUGUAGCUGUGCAACAGCUGUUGCUGUGCCAUCUAAUAUUCAAGGAAUUCAGAAUUUAAUUACCGAUGCGAAAUUUCUAUUAAUUGUAGAAAAAGAUGCCACAUUUCAGCGACUGCUAGAUGACAACUUUUGCAACAAAAUGUCUCCAAGCAUCAUGGUUACGGGGAAGGGCGUGCCUGAUCUGAACACCAGGCUUUUGGUCAAGAAGCUGUGGGAUACAUUUCACAUCCCCAUCUUCACCCUGGUAGAUGCUGACCCGCAUGGCAUAGAAAUAAUGUGCAUUUAUAAAUAUGGAUCUAUGUCUAUGUCUUUUGAAGCCCAUAAUCUCACAGUUCCAGCUAUUAGAUGGCUUGGUCUCCUCCCUUCGGAUAUUAAAAGGUUAAAUAUACCUAAAGAUACUUUAAUUCCACUGACAAAACGGGACCAAAUGAAACUUGACAGUAUCCUGAAGAGACCUUAUGUUACUUGCCAACCAUUUUGGAGAAAAGAAAUGGAAAUAAUGGCAGACUCUAAAAUGAAGGCAGAAAUUCAAGCUUUGAACUUUCUAUCAUCAGAUUAUCUUUCCAGAGUAUACUUACCUAACAAAUUAAAAUUUGGAGGGUGGAUAUAAAAAUAUAUCACGGCCUGACCAGCCUGGCUUAG
This is a messenger RNA of Miniopterus natalensis, 1242 nucleotides long. RefSeq names its product SPO11 initiator of meiotic double strand breaks (gene SPO11). Gene Ontology annotation, biological process: meiotic DNA double-strand break formation; meiotic DNA double-strand break processing; reciprocal meiotic recombination. The record is from RefSeq and is a predicted model, not a curated record. Gene Ontology annotation, molecular function: DNA topoisomerase type II (double strand cut, ATP-hydrolyzing) activity; DNA binding; ATP binding. Gene Ontology annotation, cellular component: nuclear chromosome. Lineage: Eukaryota; Metazoa; Chordata; Mammalia; Chiroptera; Miniopteridae.